AUGGACACAAGCUCCAGUGCGAGGCAUGCUGAUCAACUCUCUGUCGUUCACCUGAGCCACCUCCACGAGGGUGUGCUCCAGCUGCGUGAGCACCUGCGAUCCGCUCUCCUCGACGACAGCCCACAGACGGAGAUGAUCGUGUACACCCGACUCUACCAACUCUACCGAGACUUCUACCUGCCGUUCUUUGUUGCCAAGUCGCAUAUCCCAUCCCGGUCGCCACCGGGCGCCGGCUCAGCGCCUUCGCUGGGUGCACGCCCGGCUGCUUCAGCUGAGGCGCGGUUUAUCAUGGCCACCUACACACAGGAUGUGCUGGCUGCCUGUGUGUACCUGCUGGAUCCGGCGUCGCUGCCUGCCACCUACAUUGUAACCUUGACACCACCUGCGUGCGAAGAAGCGCACAACGAGGCCAAUGCGUCCAGCGUCUACAUCAGCGCCGCGCAACGCCGCUUUUGCGGACGCGUCUUUGUGUACACGUGCUGGUCCAGCGCAGCCCUUCCCUUGCACAUGGUGCUGCAGGCACUCUACCCUCUGCUCGAUCCAGGAGUGUCAGGCACGCCACCGGCAACGGCCACAACGCUGUUGACACCUACCAGCCCUCCCCGGGAGCGACAAGGCCCGAGUCUGAUUGAGAACCACAUCGCCGCUGACUUGUUUUCGCAAGAGCGUUUCGCUAGUCGAAAGCGGCUCCUCAGGGAUACGUUGACCGGUCUCGUACUUACGCGGGCUAACGGUGUGCGAGCGCUGUUUCGCGUGCUUCUGCUGAACGACAGGGUGACGCCUGAGAUGACCGGUGAGGCGGCGCAGUUGCUGGUGCAGCUGCUGACGUCGCCAGUCUUCACGCUGUGGCAGCAGCAGCAGCAGCAGCAGCAGCAGCUGGGCGAGACUCUUGGCCACCGCAGCCCCUUCUCGGGAGCGGGCGAGGAGGAAUGCGCUGCGGAAGUUGUCGUGACACAUGUGACGACGGCCUUGUCGGUCGAGGACCAAGUGCGGCUGCUCGCUCCGCAGCUGCUUGCGCUCCUCGAAGAGCACGCGGACGCCACCUCAGCUGUUUCGUCGGAAUCGUGUACCGCCGCUCGGCCUCGUUUCCUGGCUCGCCUCGAUGCAGCGCGUCUGCGACUGCCCGCCGAAACCCUAGAGCAGCGCCUGCAUCUCGCCACAGCGAUGCUGCUCAACGCCCUGACGCGGCUCCCGCCCCGCGACAAGCACGACUUUGCGCGCUCCUAUCGGCAGUUCUUCUACACAAACAAGUUUGUGCUCUCGCCCGGAUUUGGGUGCCUAUCCCUGCGCAGCGACACCGAUGUCGUGGAAAACGACGCCAUCGCAGCGCUCCUUCGCCUGCGAUCGCUCAUCAAAGGGGUAUCGUCGGGCGCCGGAAGCGGGGUCAUGGCACACUUGCUUCCCGCUACUGCUGCCGGGCUUUUGAGCAUCUGUGCCGUGCUUGCUAGCAGCGGUGACGGCGACGAUAAUGCGGCGCAGUUUGUUUCGCCGUCCUUGCCCGCGGCACUGCGGAGCCUCUUUACAGAGCUGCUAUCAAACCCGUCCCUCUACGACCUGUGCGCACGCGCCUUGGUGAACGCGUGCGGCAAGGCACAUGCUCACUGUUACCUGCCAGGAAACGCUGCGCAGCCGCGUCUGCGCUACACAAGGGACGUUUGUGGGCGUGAGCGUCUUGUCACUGGCCUGCAGUGGUUGCUGCUGGAUGUCGCCGCCACCACACCUGGCUUCGUGCACGCGUGCGUGGAUGUCAUGGUGGAGGCAUGCCACCUGGAGCUCUUUGCUGCCGGUGUGGAGAACGUGACUGUGUCGCCGGCGCUACGGCUGACGGAAACGACAUCGCUCGUCAAUGCACCCAAAACGGAGGGCGACACGUCCCCGCUGAUUGCUCUGCUAGAACGCCUUUCAUUGGAGGCAACACCAGAGGCCCUCUUCGGUUCCCGUGGAGCGUCUCUCGCCUCCACGCUGGAGUUGCUGGGCCGCAUGCUGGGACUCUCGGGCGUGCUGCACCGAUGGGCUCUGGGGCUGGUGGAGCACCUUCUCGCAGCUUCCAGCGUCGAGGCGCACCUCGGCGGAGGCGACACUCGAGCGGAGCGGUGGCAAAAUCUAUCUCGCCUGCAACGGUGCGGCCGCAACAUCCUCGCGUCUCUCACACUGUUGAGCACGUCCACGCCGCGUGGUGGGACCUGGCAUUCAGUCAUUUUGACUGAUGACGCGCAGCUGUCGCUCAUCGCCGGUGCUCGGCAGGUGCUGGGCGCCUUUCUCGAGCGCAUCGAGGAGCACCUGGCAUCGUGCGAGGCGGUGGCGCAGCUCUCGCACGGCAAACAGCACAGGCAGGGCGAGGCGAUCACUGCAGUUCGCGCGGAGUGGGAGCAGCUGGCGGAGAAACUUCGGGCGGCACUAGAUAGCCGCGUCGCGAUCGACGUUGCCGUCACCCUCGCGACGCUUGCCCGCGGCGUCGACGAUGUGGUCUGUGAGGUGACCGAUCCGCAGCCCCUGUACGAUACCACACAGCGCCUACUGCGACUCCUUGUGCGCGUGCUGUUCGAGGCAGACGACGUGGGCGCCGCGGUGCGCGCCGUUCACUGCGUAACGUGGCUGGGAAUGUACCGCUUCGACUCCAAGGACUCGACCUACAUGGCGGACGUGAUGUGGUCUGUGCUAGCGGAGAAUCACCUGCCGCCGUGGUUGGCGGCUUCAGUAGGGUACACAGUCACCACGCAGGCGGCUACCGCGUCGCGACUAUGCCGCCUUCGCGUGCGUGUGCUCGACAUUCUCCUGUCGUUGACGGACUACGAUGAGGACGACCGCACGCUGCGCAACCUCGACGACUCACUGCGGCGCAAGCACCACGCAUCCCUGUACGAUGUUCUCGUCGCCCUCUGCUGCGCCACGCAAGACGCGUUCGUACAGGUGGCGGCCUUGCAUUUUAUAGGCACCUACGCGCUGGCCAUGCAGCCACGCGUUCCCGUUUCCGCUGUCUGCAACCUAUGCCGGGACGUGUUUCGACUAUCACGGCACGAGAUGGCGAAGGCCGCUUGCGCUGCGGCAUUGGGCAAAAUUGUCGCGUCGCUGUGCCACCCCUCCGACGCCACGCUGCUCGUGCUGUCGGAGCUGGACAUCGACACACUCCAAACGCUAGCGUUGGCCAUGUCCUCAUAUCGCGGGCGGCCUUACGUAGAAGGUAACGUGAGCGUGACGGCGCCCGCGAUAAGCGCCGCGGCGGAGGCGGACUUGCAUGAUGAGGUAAUACGGCUACACGGUCGGGAAAUGCUUGCGCUCUUGCGAAGGACAUUCGUCGGCGUUGGUGGUACUCGAGCCGACGCUGCUCCCGCUGCUGCGGAUGACCUCCGUGUCUUGAGCCUGCGCGUGUCAGAGCUGUGA
Molecule: messenger RNA, 3381 nt
Organism: Leishmania major strain Friedlin
Lineage: Eukaryota; Euglenozoa; Kinetoplastea; Trypanosomatida; Trypanosomatidae
Exons: 1
Coding region: 1-3381 (1126 amino acids)
Source: RefSeq, a predicted model, not a curated record